Molecule: messenger RNA, 453 nt
Organism: Arachis duranensis
Lineage: Eukaryota; Viridiplantae; Streptophyta; Magnoliopsida; Fabales; Fabaceae
Exons: 1
Coding region: 1-453 (150 amino acids)
Source: RefSeq, a predicted model, not a curated record
AUGGCACUCCAAUUGGCUUACAGAACAUUUAAGUUUCCACAUGGGGUAGUGGAAGAUUUGCUAGUGAAAGUGGGAGAGUUCAUUUUCCCUGCUGAUUUUGUUGUGCUGGACAUGGAAGAAGAAGUCAACACAUCAAUUAUCCUAGGAAGGCCAUUUCUAGCCACUGUUGGAGCCAUCAUUGAUGUACAAAAAGGGGAACUAGUCUUGAGAUUGCAUGAAGAGAAAAUGGUCUUCAAUGUCUUUAAAGUAAUGAGUUACCCCAAGGAACCCAUAGAAGAAUGCGUGAUGGUAGAUACCAUGGAACAGAUAAUCCAAGAAGUCAUGGGAGAAGAACAAUGUGAAGAAAACAGUGAGCUAGAGCAAGAACCACCAGAUGGAAAACUACCACAAACAACCAUGAGGAGCUUGACCAUGCCAACUAUUACAUACAACAAAGAUGUAGAGCCACCAUAA